AUGAGCGGUAAGGAAGUGGAGUAUGUCGCUAUUUCCCAGGACACCACGGAGUCGGAUUUAAAACAGGCCCCGGUGCGAGCUGCUAUCAACGGUCGAGUGCUUGUGAUCGAUGACGAGCGCGUCCAGCGCGACCUCUCGAGUAUCAUCCAGUUUGACGAUAAGCAAGAUAAGGCUCCGGUCCGAAGUAUGUACCCUUUUAUCGAUCACCGCGCAUGGUAUCCUCCGUCUAAGUACCCCGAGCUUCAACACGUCCUUAUUGUUCCUGGAGUGUACGACGACAAAUCGUUCAAGCCCUUGGAGCUGAAGGCAUACGACUCCGACUUUAUGAACGAAAACAAAGAAUACACUGCCGUUACCAAGCAGACAUAG
Messenger RNA from Phytophthora infestans T30-4, 369 nucleotides. RefSeq lists its product as uncharacterized. Lineage: Eukaryota; Oomycota; Peronosporomycetes; Peronosporales; Peronosporaceae. The transcript is spliced from 6 exons. The record is from RefSeq and is a predicted model, not a curated record. The coding region runs from base 1 to 369 and encodes 122 amino acids.